UAGAGUUGUGAAUGAUGCUUUACAAAAUGUAUGAAGUAGGAAAUUGUUACGAUUAGGUUAUAUUUAAAGUACCUAUCUUUCAAAUAAAUGACGAUAUAUUAUAAUUAAUCGCAGUAGUGUUUAAUAUUGUGACAGAUGUAAUUAUAACAUGCGACAAUGAAGAAAUUCAACGAAUUAUUCACAAUUUGUUUCUUGUUGCAUUAUUUCUAUAGCGUUUGUAUAACUCAUUUGCUCAUAAAUGUCAAAAAUCAGGGUGGUGAUAUUUUGUUAGAAACAAUUUCUUCCAAUGUUACUGAAGAUGUUAUUACUCUAGAAUUUCAAUGUUCAGAUGGCACAUUGGUAACACAACUUAUUGAUUUCAAAAAUGAAGUGCAAAUAAUAAAAGCCUUAGUUUUGGGUGAAGAAGAACGUGGUCAGAAUCAAUAUCAAGUUUUAUGUUUUGUUAAUCAUUUUUUUAAAGUGGAUUUCAUAUCUUCUGAUGCAAUGUCUAAACUAAGGCAAAAAAAUCCAGGCACUGUACGUGUUGCAGAGGAAGAUAAGGGUCAUGUAAAUUAUACUAUGGACUUAUUCUUAGAUGUAUCUGAAUCUAAAGAUAUCUCUAAGCACAUUGCAACUCUUUGUGGAGAAGCAGCUGGAUCUGCUUAUACUAGAAAUGAAGAUAUAAAACAAUGGAUUCAAAGGCCUGGUUCAUCUGAACUUUCAUUGAUGGCAGCUGUAUAUAACUUUAGCACAAAUUCUUUGACACAACAAGGUACAAAUGAUUCAAGAUCUCUAUUUGUAACAAGAUGUGCAGAUACAUCAAAUAUGUGGGCACCUUGUACAUGUUCAUUAGAGUUAUGUAUUGGAUGGUAUCCAUGUGGUUUAAAAUUUUGCAAAGGCAAAAGUGAUGGUAAAAAAGCAGCUACUCCAUAUAAAUGUGGCAUUAAAACAUGUAAAAAAUGUUUUAUAUUCUCAUAUUAUUCUAAGAUGAAGCAGAAUUGUUUAUGGGAUGAAUGACAUAUAA
This is a messenger RNA of Apis mellifera (honey bee), 1003 nucleotides long. It is a transcript of the gene oaf, whose product is annotated as out at first protein. The transcript is spliced from 4 exons. The coding region runs from base 157 to 996 and encodes 279 amino acids. Lineage: Eukaryota; Metazoa; Arthropoda; Insecta; Hymenoptera; Apidae. The record is from RefSeq and is a predicted model, not a curated record.